GAACAAUAAAGUACUUCGUUAAUAUUCAUUCUUAACUAACUACAAAACAGUACAGAGUAUUUUUUGAAAAAAGAAUUACCCUAGCGAGAGCUGAGGGGCAGGUUUUCGUCGGCUUUGCGCGGCGCUGGAGAUCCGACAUCUGUUUGGCGUCGAGGAGAGGCUCGAUUGUCUGUGGUGGCUGAGCGAUGGACGAAGAGGAGGAAGGACAUCGCAGGGAAGACGAAGAUCGAAGAGCAGAGAGGAUCCAGGUGAACGAGCAGGUAGGCAGUCUCAUCAACAAAUAUGGCAGUCUGGGGAUCGGCAGGAUGGACGAGGUGCUGCUAAUUGAGGACGAGGAGGAAGGGGAAACAACGGCAGGGGCAGGGAAGAAGGAUUACCCGGUGGUUGGGAUGAUUCUCACGGACAAAGUCAUCCCAUUCCCUUUUUCGGAAUUUUAUGGCUGAUUUGUGGCACCCGGGCAAAGGAAUCACCAUACAAGAACUUGGAGAAAGGAGAGAAGUUUUGUUCCCUGCUGUACGAGAAGGAAGGAAAAAUUAUGACUAAACCAUUUGGGUCGUGGCUUAGAGCGAGUGGAAGGAAGGCGAAACAAACGUUGGACAGUAAAUGGCUGUUAGCGGAAGGAAGUUCCUUCGGCGGUGACAAGCACUGGUCAAGUAUGGUGAGACCAGGUCAGGAGGUGGUCUCGGAUGAGAUGGGAGAGAGCCCUAAGGCGGGAGGGGGAAAUGGUUUGUUUUCAGGUGAGCUUGAAGAGGAAGGACUGACAGGAGAGCUGAAGAGGAGACGUACGUGGAAGAACCAGGCAAGCGAGGAUGCCGAGAAGGAUGAUAUGGCUCUGGAUUUUCCAAAAAAAAAACGGGGAUGGGGCGGGCGCGGGUCUCCAACCCCGCCAGAGGACCUGAUGCUGAUUACAACCUUUCUAGCUGAAGAACUUUUCUAUUGUAGUUAUUUUGUUUUAUUUAUUUUCCACGUUCUGGAUGUUGUUUUUGCUUUGACUGUGCUGCGUUUUUCCAAUGAGAAUAAUUUGGAAACUAAAACAGG
Cuscuta epithymum is the source of this 1038-nucleotide messenger RNA. NCBI's taxonomy places the organism in Eukaryota, Viridiplantae, Streptophyta, Magnoliopsida, Solanales, Convolvulaceae. The record is from the annotation of a GenBank genome assembly.